Molecule: messenger RNA, 2676 nt
Organism: Pyrus x bretschneideri (Chinese white pear)
Lineage: Eukaryota; Viridiplantae; Streptophyta; Magnoliopsida; Rosales; Rosaceae
Product: pyrophosphate-energized vacuolar membrane proton pump
Exons: 8
Coding region: 16-2319 (767 amino acids)
Biological process (GO): proton transmembrane transport
Cellular component (GO): membrane
Molecular function (GO): inorganic diphosphate phosphatase activity; diphosphate hydrolysis-driven proton transmembrane transporter activity
Source: RefSeq, a predicted model, not a curated record
UUGGGCAAAGGAGCUAUGGGGGCGACGAUACUCCCAGAUCUCGGGGCGGAGAUUUUGAUUCCGCUGUGCGCGGUGAUCGGCAUCGCCUUCUCCUUGGUCCAGUGGAUGUACGUUUCGCAGGUUAAGCUCUCCCCAGGCGGUGGCCGGGACUCCAAUUCCGGCGGCGCUGCCAAAAAUGGGUACAACGAUUACCUCAUCGAGGACGAAGAAGGCGGUAACGAUCACAACGUCGUCCUCAGAUGCGCCGAAAUCCAAACCGCCAUUUCCGAAGGCGCAACCUCGUUCCUUUUCACGGAGUACAAGUAUGUGGGUGCUUUCAUGGUCGCUUUUGCAAUCUUGAUCUUCCUUUUCCUUGGGUCCGUGGAGGGAUUUAGCACAAGUGGCCGUGCGUGUACGUAUGAUCAAACCAAGAUAUGCAAACCAGCUCUCGCCACCGCCAUCUUCAGCACCGUUUCCUUCUUGCUUGGUGCCAUAACUUCAGUGGUUUCGGGAUUCCUCGGGAUGAAGAUUGCUACUUACGCAAAUGCCAGAACAACGUUGGAGGCAAGAAAAGGUGUUGGGAAGGCUUUUAUUACUGCAUUUAGAUCAGGAGCUGUGAUGGGAUUUCUCCUCGCUUCAAGUGGUCUGUUGGUUCUUUACAUUGCUAUCAAUCUCUUCAAGUUGUACUACGGUGAUGAUUGGGGUGGUCUUUUCGAGGCUAUAACUGGCUAUGGUCUUGGUGGAUCUUCCAUGGCUCUAUUUGGCAGAGUUGGUGGAGGCAUCUAUACCAAAGCUGCUGAUGUCGGUGCUGAUCUUGUCGGCAAGGUUGAAAGAAAUAUUCCCGAGGAUGACCCAAGGAACCCGGCUGUGAUAGCUGAUAAUGUCGGAGACAAUGUUGGAGAUAUAGCUGGCAUGGGAUCUGAUCUUUUUGGAUCCUAUGCUGAGUCAUCGUGUGCUGCCCUUGUGGUUGCUUCCAUUUCCUCAUUUGGGAUCAAUCACGAGUUAACUGCAAUGCUAUAUCCUCUCAUUGUCAGUUCCAUCGGCAUCCUUGUUUGUCUGCUCACCACCCUAUUUGCAACCGAUUUCUUUGAGAUCAAGGCUGUAAAGGAAAUUGAGCCAGCACUGAAGAAGCAGCUCAUCAUCUCUACUGUACUCAUGACUGUUGGAGUUGCGAUUGCUACAUGGAUUUCUGUUCCAUCUUCCUUCACAAUCUUCAAUUUCGGAACACAGAAAGUUGUGAAGAGCUGGCAGCUAUUCUUAUGUGUCGGUGUUGGUUUGUGGGCUGGGCUUAUCAUUGGGUUCGUAACAGAGUACUAUACAAGCAAUGCGUACAGCCCUGUGCAAGAUGUUGCUGAUUCUUGCCGGACUGGAGCUGCGACCAAUGUCAUUUUUGGCCUUGCAUUGGGAUACAAAUCCGUCAUUAUUCCUAUAUUUGCCAUUGCAGUCAGCAUUUUUGUUAGUUUUAGCUUUGCAGCUAUGUACGGGAUUGCCGUAGCUGCCCUUGGAAUGCUGAGCACCAUUGCAACUGGAUUAGCCAUUGAUGCAUAUGGUCCCAUCAGUGACAAUGCUGGAGGCAUUGCUGAGAUGGCAGGCAUGAGUCACAGAAUCAGAGAGAGAACUGAUGCUCUUGAUGCUGCAGGAAACACCACUGCCGCUAUUGGAAAGGGAUUUGCAAUUGGCUCUGCUGCUCUUGUGUCCCUUGCUCUAUUUGGUGCCUUUGUCAGCCGUGCUGGUAUCGAAACGGUUGAUGUGUUGACCCCAAAAGUGAUUAUUGGUUUGUUAGUGGGCGCAAUGCUUCCGUAUUGGUUCUCUGCCAUGACAAUGAAGAGUGUGGGAAGUGCAGCUUUAAAGAUGGUUGAGGAAGUGCGCAGGCAAUUCAAUACCAUUCCAGGUCUCAUGGAGGGCACUGCCAAGCCGGACUACGCUACAUGUGUUAAGAUUUCGACUGAUGCUUCCAUCAAAGAAAUGAUCCCACCUGGUGCCCUUGUCAUGCUUACACCCCUCAUUGUUGGGAUCUUUUUUGGUGUGGAAACUCUCGCUGGCGUGCUUGCUGGAUCCCUUGUCUCCGGUGUACAGAUUGCCAUUUCUGCAUCCAACACGGGCGGUGCCUGGGAUAAUGCCAAGAAAUACAUUGAGGCUGGUGCUUCGGAGCAUGCAAGGACCCUUGGUCCAAAAGGAUCAGAAUGCCACAAAGCUGCAGUCAUUGGCGACACCAUUGGAGACCCUCUCAAGGAUACGUCUGGACCAUCGCUCAACAUUCUUAUCAAGCUUAUGGCCGUUGAGUCUCUUGUGUUUGCUCCGUUCUUUGCCACACACGGUGGGCUGCUAUUCAAGAUUUAAGUUAAAAACGGUGCAACAGAAAGCCGGAAGUUGUUCCUCUCUGUUGUUCGAUUCUUCGUUUUCAUCUGUUGAUCCUUCCUGCCAAUCUCCUCAGCGUAAUGUUAGCCUUUAAUUAGAGCAUGCUUUUGGCAUUUGAAUUAGUAGCCAGAGGUAGAAUUGAACGAAGUUUUCCCUUUCUAGAGGACUGUUAAUGAUGAUGAUAACGACGACGACACAACGAUGAUGAUGACGAUCAUGGUCGACCUUAGUAAAAGAGAGUUUGGAUUUCUUCUGUAACUUUCAUUCAUCAGAACCGGUCAUUGUCCAUUUUUCUUACAUUGUAAGAGAUUAAUGCACAUCGCCUUUCGGUCUUCUGCA